Brugia malayi is the source of this 1932-nucleotide messenger RNA. RefSeq names its product Lipase family protein (gene Bma-dagl-2). The record is from RefSeq and is a predicted model, not a curated record. The coding region runs from base 1 to 1932 and encodes 643 amino acids. Gene Ontology annotation, biological process: lipid metabolic process. The transcript has 14 exons. Lineage: Eukaryota; Metazoa; Nematoda; Chromadorea; Rhabditida; Onchocercidae.
AUGCCGUCAUUGGUUGUAUUGGGACGACGGUGGAAUAUUGCGAGUGAUGAUUUCGUAUUUCCAUCUUUGUCCGAAAUAUUAGUUCGCCUAGCGUGGAUAUCAACAACAUGUAUCAUAUUCAUGUUAAAAAAGUGGGAAAGUUGUACCGAUCAACACUUUCUCAUUAGUCUUUUUUCAUUGAUUGGCAUCAAUGGUAUAAUUAUUUUAACAUGUUUUGUCAUGGCAUUGAUUAGUUCCCGCGGGUCUAUCUUGGAACCACACAAGCGACGUCAUGUCACGAAAAUCAUCUAUAUACGUGUGCCACUGCUUGUUUGUGAAAUUGCCAUUACUGGCUCAUCGACGAUCUUUGCUUACAGUAAUCCGUCUCCAUGUAGUCUUUUUACUAUAUUGCGUUUAACAGUUAUGCUUCAAUGGGCUCUCAUAAUAACAGUUUUAGUCGGUGUUGCCGUUGUAUUUAAUCCAUCUGGUCGUAGUCGUAUACAGCCAAGUUUCCGAACUGAGAAUCAAGUUUGGUUGUUACGUCUGAAGUUGUUUUUGUUGACAAGAAACGAAGAAAUGCGUGCAGCUUUAAAGGAUAUUGCUAUUCUUACAACAUCGUUUUUUGCUGAUGUUGAUUUAGUAGCAUCCGAUAUUCUGGCUGGUCUUUUAAUGCUUGUUCAUGCUCCUCAUCGACCACCAAGUUCCACCACCUACGUUCCGGAAAUUGAACCACCAGAAUGGAUGACAUUGGAGAAUGCGCGUUAUAUGGCGAAGUAUAUAGCGGCUAUAUAUGGCUGGGAAAUUUACAUGUUUUACAAUUGUGGUUGUUGCGAUUGGCUAAAAGUAUGUAAAAAGAUCAAGUGUUGCGGAAAAUGUUGCAGCAGGCAAAAUUUUCCAGUUAGAGGUGAUAAUUGCUGUGCAUGUUCUACAGCUACUUUCCUUGCGAUAACAGAAUGUAAGGAAACUGAUGUCAUUUUCGUAUCAUUUGCAAAUGAACUCUAUCAGGUACCAUUUAUCGUACUUGUAGACGUAAAAGCAAAAAGUAUUGUCAUAACCAUACGUGGUACAGCUUCAAUGGUGGAUGCAAUUAAUGAUUUGUCGCUUGAUGAUGAAGCAUUUUCAAUAGAUGUUGAUCAGGAUCCGAUUCUUUCUCGAGAUGAAAAAUUGGAUACUCAUGAUAAGGAAGUACGUGUACAUCGUGGCAUGUUGCGUAGUGCAAGGUAUGUGCUUGAAGUAUUACGUGCAAACCGUACUUUGGAAGGUUUAAAAAUGAGAUAUCCGGAUUUUACAGUCGUUUGUUGUGGACAUUCACUGGGUGCUGGAGUUGCGACAUUGCUUACAUUGCUCUUGAAACAAUCGUUCAGUCCUAUACGGUGUUUUGCUUAUUCUCCUCCAGGAUGUGUUAUCAGUGAAAAUGGUUUAAAAGAGACGCAAAAAUUCGUAUUUAGUGUUUACAUUGGUGAUGAUAUUGUGCCACGGUUGUCAUUUCAAACGUUAUGCAAAUUGAAAUAUGAUGUAAUAAUGUCGUUAGCAUGUAGUAAUUUACCGAAAUAUAAAGUUCUUCUUCGUGGCUUUUAUCGAUUGUGCUUUUCUCCUCCGUGGCAACCGGAUCGAGAUAGUCAUGAAGAGGAUGCAGCUGUAAAUAUCAACGAUCGAUUACCAUUAGUUUUCCAUACUUCUUUGUUAAUUUUUGAUGAUAACGCUGAUGAUAUAGAGGAAAACAAUCCCGCAGAAAGAUGGGCAAAAAAGCGGACGAAGCUCCUUCCACCAGGAUGUCUCCUUCAUGUCUGGGUGAUUGAUAACCAGAAAAUUUGUAAAAGAUGGGCUCAUUACAGUUCGCUUAAUGAGAUCAAGCUGUCAAGUGCUGUUAUUCGCGACCAUUUACCGUAUAACGUGUUAAAAGUGCUUAACAUGGAGCUUAACCUAGAUACGAUUUCUGAAGUGGUUUUCUAA